Molecule: messenger RNA, 1692 nt
Organism: Zophobas morio
Lineage: Eukaryota; Metazoa; Arthropoda; Insecta; Coleoptera; Tenebrionidae
Product: CDK5 regulatory subunit-associated protein 3
Exons: 1
Coding region: 93-1631 (512 amino acids)
Biological process (GO): regulation of cyclin-dependent protein serine/threonine kinase activity; regulation of mitotic cell cycle
Cellular component (GO): endomembrane system
Source: RefSeq, a predicted model, not a curated record
CAUUGUUUUGACAAUUUAGAAAUAUCUUCCUUUGUCGUUUAGUAUUUGUAACAUAUGUUUGAGUUAAAUAAUAAGUAAAUUAAUAAUAAAAAAUGGACGAGCAAAACAUUCCCAUUGACAUCAACAAUAACAAGCUUCUAGACUGGCUAAUCAGUCGCCGUCAUGUUAAUAAGGACUGGCAAAACAGCAUUCUUCAGAUUCGGGAAAAAAUUAACAAUGCCAUUCAAGACAUGCCAGCGCAUGAAGGAAUAAUUAAAUUAUUGUCGGGUCAACACAUAAAUUAUUUCCACUGUCUGAAGAUUAUUGAUAUUCUUAAAGAAACUGAAGCGGAUACGAAGAAUUUGUUUGGGAGAUAUGGAUCGCAGAGAAUGAAAGAUUGGCAGAAUAUUGUUUCCUCAUAUCAGAAGGACAACAUUUAUCUAGCUGAGGCUGCACAGAUCCUAAUUCGUAACGUGAGUUAUGAAAUUCCAAGUUUAAAGAAACAAAGUGCAAAACUAGAACAGUCGAUAACUGAGUCAGAGAAGAAAAUUAGAGACUAUUCAAAAAAUGAAGCUUUAGCAAUAAAAGAAUUUAAUACAUCUUGCGAACAAUUGGGAAUUGCUGGCAAAAAUAUUAAAAGCGAACUCCUAAGUCUUCUUAAUGAAUUAACAGCAAUUUAUGAAGUUGCAGCAGAAAAAAUCAAAAUUGUUAAUCCAGCCAUUGAGUUAUAUGAAGAAUUUAACAAAUUUUUAUCUGCAAGAAGUAGUAAUGCAGAUGUAGUUCCCUUAUUAAAAUUUGUAAUAGAAAAUGGAAAUGUAACAACUUAUCAAUACACUUAUGGGGAGAAGCCAUUGAAAAUCGAGAUGGAAGGUGAUAAUUCUGACAAAAACACCGUGGAAGAAUUAAAUGAUGCAGAAGAACAAAUUGAUUUUGGGGAUAACGAAAUUGACUUUGGUGACAUAUCUGUUGAGAACAAUGACUUUGACUUUGGUGAGCAACCAAAAAUUGAUUGGGGUGGCACCCCAAGUACAGAUGAAGAAUUUGAAAUUGUAAGUCACACCGAUGUUGAAGUUUCACUAGAAGAAUCAGGAAUAGUGGUUGAAAAAUCUGGCAUGGAUGGAGGAAUUGCAAAAGGUACAGAAGCUUUAACAGUAUUAGACAAUCCAAAAACUCGAGAUCAAAUUAUAAAUGAACUGAUGGAAUUGGAAGCUUUUCUCAAAAUGCGCCUCUUCGAGUUGUCUAGUGAUUCUGACAUACUGGCGAUGUCCCAGAUGCAGAAUGCACCUCCUAUGCUUCAAAUGCAAACCAUUGAGUCUGUUACACUGAUGAAUGAUUGCGUCAACGUCGCUCUUUCCGAAUUUAUGAACAAACGGAUUUUACAUUUACACAAUAUCAAGCACUCUCCAAAAUACGUAGACAUCUUGACAUCCAGUCUGAAACAGAAACUGGCUGUUGCUGAAAGAAUGAAACAGAGCAUUAGUAUUUUGGAAGAUCAGAUCAAGAAAUAUAAAAGUGAAAUCAGGAGUUUUGAACCAGCCAUUAAGCUGCUUAUUGACAAGACUAAACAGUUACAGAAAGAAGUCCAAGAAGAUAUUUCUAAGAGGUACAAAGGCCGUGUUGUAAAUAUAGUUGGUGGUGUUAAUAUGCUAUAAGUUAAUUUUUUUGUUGGUAAUUGUUAUAUUCACGAAAAAAUAAAUAUUCAUAUUAACCAUA